Paramecium pentaurelia is the source of this 206-nucleotide messenger RNA. Lineage: Eukaryota; Ciliophora; Oligohymenophorea; Peniculida; Parameciidae. The record is from the annotation of a GenBank genome assembly.
AUGAUGAUUUUGGUUAAAAUGUAGAAAAGUAGUAUUAUUUUGAAUAAAUAAUAGGAGAUAGCAAUUAAUAGAGGAAAAUAAAAAGAAGUCAGAAUAAAGUAUAUAAAUUGUCUAAAAUUUAUUAAAUAGUAAAUUAUUAGAAACCAAGUACAAGAGGAUGUGAAUAGUCAUUCGAAGACAUAAAAUUUAUAGAUAAAUUUAAAUGA